AUGGCGAUCCACUACUUGAUUCUGCUGUCCCGUCAGGGGAAGGUGCGCCUCGCCAAAUGGUUCACCACGCUGUCCCCCAAGGACAAGGCCAAGAUCGUCAAGGACGUAUCACAGCUGGUCCUCGCCCGAAGAACUCGCAUGUGCAAUUUCUUGGAAUACAAAGACACCAAGAUUGUAUACCGACGAUACGCAUCGCUCUUCUUCAUCGCCGGCUGCUCAUCCGAAGACAACGAGCUCAUCACCCUCGAAAUCAUCCACCGAUACGUCGAGCAGAUGGACAAGUACUACGGCAACGUGUGCGAGCUCGACAUCAUCUUUUCAUUCACAAAGGCAUACUACAUCCUCGACGAACUGCUUCUUGCGGGAGAGCUACAGGAGAGCAGCAAGAAGAAUGUGCUGCGCUGUAUCGGACAGCAGGAUUCACUGGAAGACAUGGAGGUCGAAGAUGAGGUCACCAAGCUCAUGUAA
Molecule: messenger RNA, 468 nt
Organism: Trichoderma citrinoviride
Lineage: Eukaryota; Fungi; Ascomycota; Sordariomycetes; Hypocreales; Hypocreaceae
Product: adaptor protein complex AP-1 small subunit
Exons: 5
Coding region: 1-468 (155 amino acids)
Biological process (GO): protein transport; vesicle-mediated transport
Cellular component (GO): intracellular membrane-bounded organelle; AP-1 adaptor complex
Molecular function (GO): clathrin-cargo adaptor activity
Source: RefSeq, a predicted model, not a curated record